GAUGGUUUUACAAAAAUGUCUGAAAAAGAAAAUUUGGAUAUUGAACAAGAACUUGAUGAACUCCUGACGAAAGUGCAACCAGACUUACAAAACGUUAUCAAAAGGAGUUUUACAAAUGUUGCUUUACAGCAAACAAAAAAUGGUGAACAGAUAAAACCAGCUUUUUUGGAAGAUACUUCUUAUUUUGCUAAAAACACACAAGUGAAUUUAUCAAAACUAGAGCUAGUAAGGUCUCCAACAUUUCACAUGCAGUCUUUAUCCCUAGACUUAAAGUCUAUGAGUCUUUCGCUAAAAUGUUCAUUGGGUGAGGUAAAUGUAAAAGGAAUCUACAGUGCAUUUAAUGAAAAUCUGUACAACUUGAUACCUGUUAUGUCAGAGGGCCAUGUUUUAAUAUCACUGUCUAAUGUGACUGCAGAUGUGAAUGUGGGUUUAGUGCUGAAAGAUGAUGCAUUCUCCUUUAUCAAUCCUGAAAUGGAGUUCUUACACGAUGAGGUUGUUGUUAAGUUAUCAUGGCCUUCCCCUCAAAAAAAUGGAGGAUAUAAAUUUAUAACAACAGAGCAAUUAGCUAAGCACAUAGAUGACUUACCGCUCACUGCCGCUAUAUCUUUACCUUUAUAUGCCCUAUUAAGGCAGAAACUUCAACAUCAUCUGGUUCAGGUUCUCCGGCAAGCGACUAGUGUGUCAGAAGUCAUGUGCUGUAAUCCCAGUUUGAUGGAGGCUUAUAGUGACAUGGUCAAUUGCUUAGCGGAGAAUGGUAACAAGGUAAUCGAUAUGAUAUUGAUAAAUAUGAGAAGGACACUUUUGCAGACGCGUAGAGAAGUGUUAGAGCUGCCACCAGUACAUGCUACAUUUAUGCAUAAGAUAGGCUCAAUAUCUUUCAUAGGCAAAUUCGAAACAGACACGGGGUGGGUGAAAAACCUGGCCACAAUAAAUCGUAUAAACGACGUGAGCGUGACUAGACCUGACCCGAUGAAGACUAGUUUCCAUGUUACUCUCAAGAUUAAGGAUUUACAAAUCGGCUAUGAUGAUUACCGGAUCAAGGCGAUGGGAACAUCGUGCACAGGCAGACUGGUAGCUAGUUUCAAUUCCAACGCACUGCAUCUGGCUCUCACCAUAGGCCUCGCCAGGUGGGAGCCUUACGCGCAACUCGAUGACUUAAGACUGCAACAUUGCGACGGCAUGGACCUCCACGUGACAGGACUAGGACCACUGAGUGGGUUGACACCAUUAGUAGAGGCAUGGUCACGCGGGUCGUCCGUCACGCAUGCGGCGCCCGCUCUCGCCUCGCAGCUGCAGCACGAACUGCAUACUGCGCUAGCCGAACUGCCUUUGUGGGAUUUGUUACACGGGAAACAGUGACGUCAGAUAGGCGGGACGGUGAGGAACGACGUUUCAACGAUUUAUCGCCAUGAGUUUACUAGAUUUUCAAGGAAUGGAUAAAUUGAAUAUUUCUGUACAUAGGUGUUGAGUACAUGUUGUUGAACUGUCUUUGAUUGGUCACUUAGUGAGAUGGAUUAUUACUUUGAUAUUAAACAUGAAGCGACAGGCACACUUAUUACUAUUAGGCCUUAUUCAGUGUGGCGGCGGGCGCGGGUGCGUGUAAAUCAAAUGUACGUAGAUGCUCGUUGCGUUUACCGGCCGCGUGUUUUACGGCCGCGUGCGCUGGCGCUUGUGUCGAGACGGGCACGGGCGUGGCGGUUCGUACGCCGCAUAGGUGGAUCUAUUGGCUCAGUCCGCUCGUACAAUUCACAGUACUUGGUCUAGCCUCUAGUAUCUGUUAGCAACUCCGACGUGUGGAUCGAACGGUUUUAGUCGCUUCGACACUGUGAAAGGGAAGACGCCAAAACCCGCGUGCCCGCACACGAAUGAGCCCUUAGGUAUAUUGUGGAACACACAAUUGUUUUUACAUUUACUAUUUUGUAUAAUUGUUAUCAGUCAAAUUGGCAGCUUGUUAAACGUAACACAAGAAAGUAAAAGUUAGUGGUUUUUAAAUGUUUUAAUAAUUGUUUGUCCUGUACCUAUAUAAUUGAUUGGUAAUAAAUAAAUAAAAAAAAUAUAAUCAAAACAAGCACACCGCCAAUAAUUGAAAUUACAUUUUUUUUCCGUUUAUUGGCCUGGUUUAUCUUCUAUGUUUAUUGAGGUACAUACAGUGAGUGUCGACUCUAACUGAACUUUAUUUAAGUGACGAUUUUCGGAUUUUUUUCGAUUUGAUUACAUACAUAUUUUAUAUUGUAAAACUAUUUUUUUCAUCCAAAUCGUGUAUGUUUGUUUUUCAAAUAAGUGAAUUAGUCCCAACCAUGGGACCUGUCAUAAACCAGAAAUGUUGCUUUGUUUGUAAAAACAAAUAUCGCUAAGAAUCUAAGAACUCGAAGCAUAAUGAUAUUGUAUACUGCACUUAUUGUUUGUUAAUAUUAAUUAAUUAUUUGCAUAGCAUUUUAAUUCGCAAUAGACGAAAUAGAUCCGCCUACGGCCGGCUGUAUACUGGGAUGCCCCUACACGGACCAGCGCACAAAUUGAAAUAUAUUUUAUGCCUCUGAUCUUUUCCUUGUCAACGUCUUGCAUAGUUUUCGAAUGUGUUCCAUUUUAUAACGAUAUUAAAUAUUACAUAUUAAAGCAUGUAAAAAGAUGUAUAAUACAUUUUUUUGUCGAUACAGUUUUGUAACUCACUCAAGGAACGUGAUCAUUAAAAAUGUGAAUUCUAUAUACUCUUUUUUUGAUGUCGGUUGUAUGUCACUCUCAUCAGAUAUAUGCUUUCAUAGAAAUGUAUGUACGUUGAUUUAGUCUGGAUUUUUGUAAACCAAUAUUAAAAUAUCUAGUAUGGUUACCCUACCUUAGAUAUUUUGUCUGGUUGCACGCUACUAUGAUAUAAAAAACUGUUGAGACAAUCGGUUCUUUAUUGUGGUGUGCUUAAUAGAAUAAACUCUUAACAUGUCGGAUUCAACAUAUUACCUGCAAUGUACUUUAUUUACCAUUAUUUUUUUAAAGGCGACUUUAAGGACAUUACAAACGUCUAUUACUGCUUUUUAAGUAUAAUUUAUAUUAUUUCAUUUUUCGAUCUCCAUCCAAGUUAACCAACCAAUUGCUAUUUUAGUCUAUAUUCAAGUAAUAAAAAAACUUACGCUCGCUUAAAAAUGCAUUUAUUUUAUAAAGUCAGUAUUGCAAUUUGGUAGAAAACGUAAUACUAGAAACAAUUAGUAAUUUUCAUGUUUACAUCUAAGAACCGUUAAAUGUGGUUUUAUAAUAAUGCUUAUGAUUUUUAUUAUUCGACUGCUGGCCAUCUGUAUGCGAAUUUAGGGCACGUUUAUUCGACACGAACUUCAUCCAGCUCACGCGUCGCGCAGCGACCGCGUGCGUCCAGCUGCCAUGGCAAUAAAGCGUAUUUUACGCUUUAUUUAUCUAGCAUUUACGUUUUAACUUAAAUGAGUUUUCCGGGCGCGCGGGCGAGUCUGCCUUGUCUUUGGUCUACGCAGCGGCCGAACGGCGUCCGCGCGACGAUAGCGCGGCGGCGUGAGCGUGAUGAAAUUCGUGUCGAUUAAAGACCCCUUAUUGUUUCUUUAAAGUCAAAGAUCGUUAUAAAAAUCUCAGUUUCAUUUUUGAGAGCGUAGCAAUAAAAUCUUAUUUUCGAUUAGUAAUGUAGGAUUUGACAGGUCGAUUCACAAACAAUAUGGUGCAUAACGUUUAAGUAACCAUUAAUUAUUUUGUAUGAUUUCUAUAUCUUUCUUUUUAACUUUAGGUUGUGCUUUUAGUGCCUUAUAAGUCUGA
Hyposmocoma kahamanoa is the source of this 3762-nucleotide messenger RNA. RefSeq lists its product as uncharacterized. The transcript has 10 exons. The coding region runs from base 16 to 1359 and encodes 447 amino acids. The record is from RefSeq and is a predicted model, not a curated record. Lineage: Eukaryota; Metazoa; Arthropoda; Insecta; Lepidoptera; Cosmopterigidae.